Molecule: messenger RNA, 1801 nt
Organism: Anoplophora glabripennis (Asian longhorned beetle)
Lineage: Eukaryota; Metazoa; Arthropoda; Insecta; Coleoptera; Cerambycidae
Product: vanin-like protein 1
Exons: 8
Coding region: 141-1598 (485 amino acids)
Source: RefSeq, a predicted model, not a curated record
UGUGAUAAUAGAUAUGAUUAAUAGCAAAUAAUUGUUAUCAUUAUCACCGGGUAUCGAGAUAUCGCCUGGAAGAGUAUUUUUUAUUCGAAAUCCGUCAGGAGUAGCGCGAGUGCUGAAGCAGGUAUAGGGCGGCAGUGAAAAUGGAUAUGAAGUACAUAAUUUCUUUUCUUGUGGCUAUCGCUUUUGCGUCAGUUGUACAGGGUCAAUAUAAGGCUGCUGUAGUUGAAUAUUCACCAAUAAUUGAAUCAUCACCAAAUGCCACUGUAGAAAGAAAUCUGGAGGAAUACAUACAUUAUAUUGAAACAGCCAAGGCUAACGCAGUUCAGAUAAUAGUCUUUCCAGAAUACGGAUUGACAGGUUUAAUAGAAGAUCCUACUGAAUACGCCAUCGAAAUACCAAGUAUAAAUAAUGGAACAGUCUUCCAGAAUUAUUGGCUACAAAAGUUGUCGAAUGCAGCUAAUGAGCACAGCUUGUAUAUUGUAAUAAAUUUGUUGGAGAAAGCUAGGAACGAAAACAACGACACAAUUUACUACAACACAAAUAUCGUCUUUGAUGUAAUCGGCCAAAUAGUUGCAAAAUACAGAAAAAUCAACCUUUUCUUCGAACCAAAAAUUACUCCUGGUAACGAAACGGUGACCUUUACUACAGAUUUUGGAAUUACAUUUGGAAUAUUCACCUGCUUUGAUAUUAUGUACUAUAAUCCUUCCAAGGCCAUUUUAAACAGCUCUGUAACUGACAUCAUUUUCCCAACUGCUUGGACAUCUGUGUUGCCAUUUUAUCAUUCUCUCAGCAUUCAGUCAGGAUACUCCCAGGCAAAUCAAGUAAACCUUCUGGCGGCUGAUUUUAACAGUCCUUCACAAGGCCUUGGCGGUAGUGGCAUAUACCGCCAUGACGGUAUCAUAGACACUUAUUACAUUUCUGGAAUUAGUAGCAGUAAGCUAGAGAUUGCAGAUCUUUAUCCUAGAGGAACUCCUAGAGACGCUGGCAGCGUAUUUAGCACCUUUGGUUUUGAUAUCCUAAAUGCCAGUAAAUCAGAAUUGAAGAAUUUUAUUAGUGUGAGAGAUUUCCAGGCUUCUAACUACGCCUUCAAACAGUUGGAACUGUCGGCGACUACAGAAAGUCAGGACACUUUGUGCUUUGGAUCGUUCUGCUGUAACUUCACGAUUUCUGCCUCAGCAGUUACAGCAAGCGAAGUAUACCAGUUGCUUGUGUAUAACGGACCCACCAAACUGGGCGAUUCAAUGGGCAACAUCAGACUCUGCACACUAGUAUCCUGUGAGAGCUCCGAUCUAAACACUUGUGGAAGUCGAAAUGUUACUCUCACCACUAGAUUUUCUAAAAUAUCCAUAACCGGAAAUUUCGAAACGGAAGCCGAUCAUUUCUACCAACCCGUCACUUUAACAACGGGCCUUUUGCCGGUGUUCAACACAACCUACACCUCAGAAGUAACGAACCAAACAAUUGCUAUCAGUUUCAGUUCUACAACAACUGUAGACAAUUUGGUGGUGUUUGGUGUGUUGGGCAGAGGAGGAGCGUCAACUUUUGGAAGUAGCGUUGUGUUCUUAGUUGUAAUUAGUUUGUUAAAGUAUAUGUUCUAAGAAAAAAAAAAAUAAAAUUGAGGAUCAGAUUUAUAGAUCAUCUCGCUUUCCAGGUAAUUGUUGCUGGAUUUAACAAUCCUAAGAGCGCUAAAGGCAUACAUUUUUUUAUAAAGACUGGUAACCUAUAAAUAUUCAUUAUGUACUUAUAAAUUGACAGAAAAACAGGUAUUAAACGUAAAACAAUGUAUAUGACAAAUUUUUUA